AAGGGGAGAGUGAUUACUUCAUUCGGUAUCAGCAUAACGAGUCGCACAAGCAUUAUGUUUGUAUUGAUCUUCCCCCCGGCCGUUCUCCAGACAAUUAAGGAUCGAGCUGACAUGCGUGGACCUCAGAUCUGGAAGGAGAUCCUCAAGACCUAUCCUGAACCAUUGUUCUCGUAUCACCAGGUGUAUAAUCACCUGCUGAAGCUGAAUUCCGGGUCCUGGAGACUCGACGAGGACGAAGAAAAAUCAGCCAGGUUUCUCAUUGAAAAGCUAUGUGCAGAGAGGCCAGAUUCGGCUGUUCUUGAGCACAUCGAAUUGCCCGACGAUCCGGACGAUGGCUACACCGCCUUCGCAUUCGGACUGCCGUCGCUGAUCAAGAAGUGGGGUGGCUGUGUAUUGGAAUUGCAGCUGGAUUCAACCUUCAAAACAAACAAGGUCGGUAUGAAUGCUUUGCCAUUCUCGGAGAAGUUUUCGGAUCUGGCCUUCCGCUAGCGUUCCUUUUGAUCAAGUCAAACGGGAGUCCAAAACCGGGAUCCAAGGAACGCUAUCUCCAAGCACUUAUUCGGCACAUCUCUGAGACCUGGGAAGUGAAGCCCAUACAGACACUCAGCGACAAAGAC
Mycena citricolor is the source of this 617-nucleotide messenger RNA. NCBI's taxonomy places the organism in Eukaryota, Fungi, Basidiomycota, Agaricomycetes, Agaricales, Mycenaceae. The record is from the annotation of a GenBank genome assembly.